GGCAGCGGGACUGUCUCGGAAGGCGGACCGACGGUCGCCUAGUACUCGCUCUCGGUUGCCCGCUGCUCUCUGCGCGAGUCAUCCUCAUUUGGGACGCAGUGGCUGUUUUGUUUUUUUAAAAAUCACAAGGGCGUGGGUCAGCCUCCCCUAGGACUUCAUGUCUGUAUAUUUCCCCAUUCACUGCCCUGACUAUCUGAGAUCUGCUGAAAUGACUGAGGUGAUGAUGAACACCCCAUCCAUGGAAGAGAUUGGCCUCAGCCCCCGGAAGGAUGGUCUUUCCUAUCAGAUCUUUCCCGACCCAUCAGACUUUGACCGCUGCUGCAAACUGAAGGACCGCCUGCCCUCCAUAGUGGUGGAACCCACAGAGGGGGAGGUGGAGAGCGGGGAGCUCCGGUGGCCCCCUGAGGAAUUCCUGGUCCAGGAGGAUGAGCAAGACAACUGCGAAGAGACAACGAAAGAAAAGAAGGAACAGUAGAGUCUCUGCAGGCUCACCUGGGUCGUGCCAGCCAGCAUACCUGAACUGUUUUUCCCAUGGUGAUGGAGGAAGAGAGUGAGCCACAAUCAUUCUGAAAAAUGUCAAAAGAGGCUUCCGUUUUGCACCUGAAAAUCACCGAGUCGGUUUUCUUUUCUUGUCUUUUUGUUUUGUUUUGUUUUGUUUUAAUUCGUUGAGCAAUGGAGCCCUCUGACAACUUGCAAGGCUGAGAAAGGAAGCUGCUGAGAACAGGGGUGUGGGUGGGGUUGUGGGGAAGGGGUGCUCUUCUAAGAUCCCUAUCUGAACUCUAGUGCCAGAGGCAGUGUGUAUGUGGCAGUAGUCGGGGCUCUGGCUAGGGGUGGGGUGUGAGCAAAUGAGCAAGAAAAAUUUGGGGUUAAAAACAAAAACAAAACAAACCCCACAUUUUUAAAGACAACUACAGCCAGGAAGUGCUUGCCAGCAUUUGUUGGGGCAUCUGACAACCAAGUUUUCAUCCCCAGCCUUGUUGCUCACCACCACCAGCCUUUGCUUUCAUUUCAAGUGUUGUGGCUACUACCCACAGAGAAACAGAACCAGGAGAAACUGCCUACAAAGCCAGCUGGAGGGCUACACAGUAAUAGGAGAGGUCACCUGUCCUGCCCAUGAACUCUGCCCCAACUGCUUCAGGCUCUCAGAGCCCCCAGGGACCUGGAGGCCUGUAAGGGAUAGUACUUUUGAGUUUUUCUCCCUGUUUACCCUUUUUACCUCCCAAUACAUUGGGGAAUAGCCAGAGCACUUCUGCCCUUGUGGGACAUUCGAGGCUGCAGCCUGAACAUGGAGAGCCUCCUUUUACUGCGGGUCUCCCAAGAGUCUCCAUGGAGAAGAGUGAUAGAGGGCUCAGCUCUUCCUUCUCCUUUGGCCACAGCAGUCAGGUGUACAGUCUCCAGCUUUGCUAUGGACUGUCACCCAUCUGAUCUGCAGCAGCAUCACUCCAGUGAGGUUCCCAGCCUGGCUCCUGUGGGAGCUAAUCACAGAGCAUGCUUUCUGGUUCGCUAGAUGGCUAGUGGGCCAGGAAUCUGGAUGGUGCCACGUGAAUAUGCUGAGGUUCUCGCUCGAUACCAGGUCUCCAGUGGAGUAGUUGUUACAGGGUCACUGCUACUCCCCGUAUUGCUCCUGAACACAGGUCAGGGGAUGACAUGGGGUGCACUGGGGUAUCCUUGUGGAAUAGCAGCCUUCAUUCCUUUCCCACCUCACCUGUUUCUGGCAAGGGCAACAGUUGCAUGAAGAAGUUAAGAUCUGGACUGAGCCUCUGAUCGUAGCUCAGAAACUUUUGCAAUAGCAGGUUAGAGGACAUUUUUCAGAGCAGGACGGUUUGGUCAAAAGGUGGACUUAAAGCCUUCCUUGUGCUUCCCUCAGCCAACUGAGGCACUCACAAUGUCUCCUCAUGUCUGUUAGUCCAGGUUAACCCUUCCCCCUUUGGACUAGUGUGUUUAGCUGUAUUUAAUACCUCAAAGUCAGUGUGGCUCUGGGGCACGUUGGGGCAAGAGCGUGGGGGUGCGCUGUUGACACGGCAUUCAGCAAGGUUUGGUUUUAGGAUGCCGAAGGUCAUCCCCCCACCCCCUGCAUCUUCCCUCUGUCGUCUGCCUGUGAUACACACCGAUGGCAAUAACUAUUUCUGGCUCCCUCAUAGAAGUAGGAGAGGGCUGCAGCCAACCCUGCCAUGGGGGAGCCCCUCUCUCUUGCUCUCGCUCUGCUGUUUGGCUACAGAGAUCUAUUCAUCCCACUCCCCUUCGCCCGCAGCAUUUCUCAUCCCUCACCUCCCUUUAUGGACAGGUGUCUGGCCUUUUAAAUUCCUGUGUUUUGGUGUUUUCUCACCCCUACCCCAAUUAUCUGUCUUGGUCUUGCCGUGUGAUGGAAAUGUGCUUGUAAAUCCAGUAUCAAAUUGGCUUUGUGUAUACGUGUCUUUAUGGGGUGGUUUCUUCUUUUGCUGGUCACUAGACCAUGUUGUACAACUGUGUACAGUCUGAGCAGGUGGGGGCUGACAGGUAAUGCCAGGCCCCUCAGCAGUUGAGCCUGUUGGGGGGACCCAGCUGCUCUUGGACAAGUGGCUGAGCUCCUAUCUGGCCUGCUCUUUCUCCUCCUCCUCCUUCUCCUCCUCCUCCUUCUCCUCCUCCUCCUUCUUCUUGUAAUCUGUGUGUAUUUCUAACUGAUCGUAUUGAAAGAAAAAAAUCCUAGUAUUUCAGUGACAUUGCCUGUUGUGAGAUGAACCUCCUGUGACUUCUGUCUGUUCUGUUUUGAGGCUCAGGGAGAAACUAGCAUUUUUUUUUUCCAAACUACUUUUUGUCACUGUGACAGUUGUAAAUAAAGUUUGAAAAUGCUUUCCA
Phodopus roborovskii (desert hamster) is the source of this 2835-nucleotide messenger RNA. It is a transcript of the gene Lbh, whose product is annotated as LBH regulator of WNT signaling pathway. NCBI's taxonomy places the organism in Eukaryota, Metazoa, Chordata, Mammalia, Rodentia, Cricetidae. The record is from RefSeq and is a predicted model, not a curated record. The coding region runs from base 158 to 475 and encodes 105 amino acids. Gene Ontology annotation, cellular component: nucleus. The transcript is spliced from 3 exons. Gene Ontology annotation, biological process: positive regulation of DNA-templated transcription.